Lentinula edodes (shiitake mushroom) is the source of this 628-nucleotide messenger RNA. RefSeq lists its product as uncharacterized. Lineage: Eukaryota; Fungi; Basidiomycota; Agaricomycetes; Agaricales; Omphalotaceae. The record is from RefSeq and is a predicted model, not a curated record. The transcript is spliced from 2 exons. The coding region runs from base 192 to 533 and encodes 113 amino acids.
CCUAUCGCAUUCCUAUCUGUCAAACUACCAUUCAAGCAAAAAAUCACGGUUGUACAUAUAUUCUUUGUACCAUUAGCUUUCAUUGUCAUUCCUGUGUAUUUCUCUCCGUCCUCGUCGUUGCUAUCGGUUUUCUUAUGGUUAUUUGAAUCCUUUUAAUUUAUUGAAAACAGACGUUGGGUCUUCAUUUCGACAUGCGGUUGUUUUUCUCGUGUGCAUACUUUAUUUUCGCUUAUCCUUGGUGUACCACUUUAAUGGAUUCCCUUCAUCACCUCCAUCCCCUCUACCUUACCUUCACGUUUUCUAUGUUGACGCAACUUUACGAAUUAUGCGUACCAUUAAUGACAUACAAAGAACCAUCCUGGCUUCUAGUUCGCUUUUUCUCCCUAUUUGAAACUCUCCUUCCCCGUUCCUUGGACCGUGGCUUAUGGUGGCUUGAAGGCGUAGCACUUUGUGCGGGUACAAUAUGUAGCGACAGCGGCAUUUAUUUUCGCUUGCAAGGUAAUUACCGACGCUCCCACCUACGACAAACUUAGCCAGUCUAAGUAGGUCUAAGUCUGGUCUGAGCUGAUGUCUAUGUAAUUACUCCAAUCUCUUAUGGAAACUGGUGAUGCUUGCAGACGGAGCGGAU